Messenger RNA from Cooperia oncophora, 576 nucleotides. NCBI's taxonomy places the organism in Eukaryota, Metazoa, Nematoda, Chromadorea, Rhabditida, Trichostrongylidae. The record is from the annotation of a GenBank genome assembly.
AUGAAGACACAAAACAUGCUUGAACCUUCAGGUACCGGAAUUGAACUGCCGCAAGCCGCUCAACAAGCUCUCCAACAACAAAGUUUGGAUCCCAGUAUUCCUGCCAUAGCUACUCAGUGCUUUAUGUUGUCGAACAUGUUUGAUCCACGGACAGAAACUCGUCCUACAUGGGCCAUCGAAGUGCGGGACGAUGUUAUUGAGGAGUGCUACAAGAACGGUGGUGCGCUUCAUGUUUACGUUGACACGGCCAGCCCACAGGGUAAUGUGUACGUGAAAUGCCCAUCAGUGGCUACUGCUCAUAAAAGUGUUUCUGCCUUACAUGGACGCUGGUUCAGUGGAAAGGUCAUUACUGCAAAUUACGUACCGGUAUCUUCUUAUCAUGAAUUAUUCCCUGACGCAGUUCUUGCACGGAAUAUCCUAGCCCCAAAACCUCAGGAUAGUAUACCGGUAGCAGCAACUACUGUAAGCUCAUUUGCACCGGUAGCAGCAACUACUGCCCACACCGCGAAUUUCGCUGUGCCAGCUCCUCCGAUGUCCGGUUAUGGUGCACCUCCCCCUCAGCCUGGAUUUUACUGA